This is a messenger RNA of Sphaerulina musiva SO2202, 864 nucleotides long. RefSeq names its product riboflavin-specific deaminase. The record is from RefSeq and is a predicted model, not a curated record. Gene Ontology annotation, molecular function: 5-amino-6-(5-phosphoribosylamino)uracil reductase activity. Lineage: Eukaryota; Fungi; Ascomycota; Dothideomycetes; Mycosphaerellales; Mycosphaerellaceae. The annotation marks the transcript as partial. Gene Ontology annotation, biological process: riboflavin biosynthetic process. The transcript has a single exon.
AUGUCCGACGUGCAGCGUCUGGAGGAAGAUGCCCUCCGCCACCUCACGGCAUAUCUGCCACCUAUGCCCAGCAGCACGCACACCGACCAAGACCCAUCCACCGUCCCGCAACCAGAGCUAUCGCACGCACCGUCUUCUUCGCAAACCACCGCCGCCGCCGCUCCCACCGGCCUGCCAUUCGUCACGUUGACCUACGCCGCCUCGCUCGACAGCAUGAUUGCCCUCGCUCCCGGUGCACGAACGAGCCUGUCAGGGGCCGAGUCCAAGGCCAUGACACACUACCUCCGCCUUCGACACGAUGCAAUUCUGGUGGGAGCCGUCACAGCUGCCGUCGACGAUCCUGGCUUGAAUUGUCGCUAUCCUGAUGCCACCAUUCUCGACCAGCCGCGACCCAUUAUUGUGGAUCCCAACGGCCGCUGGAAGGGCAUGGGCAAGAAAGCAUACCAACUCGCCGCAGAGGGCGAGGGUCAAGCUCCGUGGGUCGUCACCACUAGCCAGACAUUCGAGAAAAAGUCGAGACUCCAGGAUAUCGAUGGCGACUACGUGAUUGUGGACGAGAAAGACGCGGAUGGAGCGAUUGAAUGGUAUGCUCUAUUGCGCACGCUGUUUGUGAGGGGUAUCAAGAGCGUGAUGAUUGAAGGCGGAGCGACAGUGAUCAACUCUCUGCUCGCACAGCCGAACCUGGUGAAUGCAGUCAUCAUCACCAUCGCCCCGACCUUUUUGGGUUCAGGAGGUGUCGCUGUCUCGCCCGCAGCGACACAGACUCCGGCGGAUGGUGGUGGGCAGCGAACGAACGCGGCGUGGCUGGACCAGCCUUCGUGGAAGCAAUUCGGCAACGAUGUGGUGUUGUGCGCACGUCUGCGU